GUGAGUUUCUGUGGAAAAUACUGUAAAUAUUCACGUGAAAAUGCCGCCAAAGAAGCGGGAGAAAGAAUUGGAUGGACAAAAGGGCCCGCGCAUGGAUCAGAUUCAGGCAGACCACGAGCUGUUUCUUCAAGCCUUCGAAAAACCAACACAAAUUUACCGCUUUCUACGUACAAGAAAUCAAAUCUCAGAUUCUUAUUACGCCAAUAUUCCUGUAUCGAAAUUUGACUUAUAUGAGGCAACGUAUGUCUAGGAGUCAUAAAUCCCGUAGAGGAUUUAAAAUUGACACAAUUUUGGAAAGAUUAAUGUCUAAAAAUAAUCAAGAACAAACUCUUGGUGUACGUGGAUAUAUGACACUUACAUUUUUAGGAUUUUAUGAUAAGAAAAUUGAAGCAUCACAAGAUCCAGUAAAAGUAGAAACUUUACUUUUAAAAAUUUGUCAUAAGAAAAGGAAAGAUGUAAGCUCACCUAUUAUGCAAGUAUCUGUUGGAACAAGUGAGGUCCCGAUUAAUCCUUUAGAAAAUCAACCUCCACCUAAAGCACCAACAAUCUCAAUACCUAAUGAAUCUUUUAGUUUAAAUAAUGGACAUGUAGCGAAAACGUAUAUGCUUUUAUUGAGGGUAUAUUGUAUGUCUAACAAUAGCUGCCUUAUACAUAGCUGUGAUUUAGAAGAACCAGCACAGAAACGUCGAAAGUCUUCUGCAGGUUCAAUUAAAAGUAGCGGCGAAGAAGUAAAAUUGUAUGGCUCUGAGCUCAUAGUAUAUGAUAAGCAUAACAGAUGUCUUCUGACAGAUGGUGAUUAUGAAUUAGGUUUGCAGGAAGUACAAACUAAUGUUAGAUCCAGCCCAAAAAAAUACAGUUCUUGGGAAUCUGUACCUGACAUUAAAGAGUGUGGUCCUUUUGAAGUGUUCAGUAGAGGUCCUACAUUAAAAUUUAGACUUAGUUGGACUAUGGAGCCAAGUAAUGGUUUAGUGGACAGACCUGCUCCUAUUCACCCAGUGCCAAGCGGUGACAAUAAAGAAAAUCGAUCAAGCAACACUGGCUUUGAGCGUUCUUCCACAAAUCAUAAUAAUAAUAACACCAAUAAUAACAAUAAUACAACACUGCCAACACCUAGUCCAUUGACCCCAUCAAGAAUGUCUGUAUCCGCUGAAAAAAUGGAGAAUUCAAUGGGUACCCAACAAAUAGUUUAUCAAUUUUUAUACAAUAAUAACAGUCGUCAGCAAACAGAGGCUUGUGAGGAUCUUCAUUGCCCAUGGUGUUCAUUAGAUUGUGGGAAGCUCUACUCUCUUUUAAAACAUUUGAAGUUAUGUCAUUCUAGAUUUACGUUUACUUACGUGCCAAUACCACAAGGUGCCCGUAUAGAUGUAGCAAUAAACGAAUGUUAUGAUGGUUCAUAUGCUGGUAGUCCACAUGAAUUAAUCACUCAACCAUCUGGGGUAGCUUUUUCACGUACAGGCCCAACUAGACGUACGAGUGUAACAAAUAUUUUAGUCUGUCGGCCAAAGAGAACAAAACCGAGUUUAUCCGAAUUUCUUGAACUUGAUGAAAAUGAAUUUGAAAGCCAAAGACCUUACAUCACUGGACAUAAUAGAUUAUAUCAUCACACUGUCACUUGUUUGCCUAUUUAUCCAAAAGAAAUGGAUAUUGAUUCUGAAGGAGAAAAUGAUCCAAAAUGGUUACAAACAAAGACAAUGAUGAUGAUUGAUGAUUUUACUGACGUUAAUGAAGGUGAAAAAGAAUUAAUGAAAAUGUGGAAUUUACAUGUAAUGAAGUAUGGAUAUGUAGGAGACUGCCAAAUACCAUUGGCUUGCCAAAUGUUUUUAGAAACCAAAGGAAAGGAAUUACUUAUGAAAAAUUUAUAUCGGAAUUUUGUACUACAUAUGUGCAGUUUAUUUGAUUUUGGUUUAAUUAGUCCUGUUAUUCUUUAUCAGACAAUUCAAAAGUUGCAGGAGAUUAUGAAAGAAGGAGGUGAAAAUGGUGAUGUUCGCAAAGUUUUGCAAAAAUCUCAUGAGGCUCAAGUAGAAAGAUGGGUUUCUACAGGUUUUCAGGCAUCUACUGAUGUGACUACUGCUAAAGCAAGUGGUACAAAAAUCAGUUUUAAUAAUGACUGUUCAAGUUCUAAUGCUAGAAGGAAAACUUCGCUCCCUUUGGGGUCACCAAAUUCUCAAAAUGUAAAAUCUACUGUUUCUAUGCAUAUGUUUCAGUCAACACAUUAACGUUUAUUUUGAUUUUAUGUGCAGUUUUGACAAAUUAAAAAUAUAUCAGAAAGGAACGUUAAAUUUGUUCCUGUUUAAAUAAUCUGCAUUAGUUCAAAAUGCACUUUAUUAAUUAAUAAUUAUAUAUUGGCAACAAUGUUAUUUUUUAAACAUAUAGUAUCAUACUGAUUUUUUUAUGGUCUAGUCAAUGAUACUGUUCAUGUUAUCUAUAUUUUAUAUCUUUGGAUGUUACAACUAUUGAUACAAAUGAUUUCAAACUUAUGCUCGUAAUUAUAUAUAAAAUUCUCUGCCUCAUAAAAAUUGUAGGACACCUUUAUUUGUAAUAGAAUUGGAUUUUGUGAUAAAAAGCAUUGACCCUAAAGACAAUCAAUUUUUGGGGAAUUAUUGUUUAAAAGUAGGACUCUUUCUCGAAUCUUCUUGAAAAGUAGUCCUUAACUUCUGCUUACAAAUAAUCGAAGUAUGUCAAGUAUUUUUUGUACAUGCUGUUCUUUUAUACAGUAAAAUAAUUAUGUACUUUAUAGAAUGUUUAUUUAAAUUAUCUUAUAACUUAUCAUAUUAAUAUUUUAACAUCUAAAUUCACAUGGAUGUAUUAAACAGGUAUUUUAUUGACGAUAACGCGUCAUGAUCAAAGACAGAAUUUAAUUAAUUAAAAUUGAUCUAUUGUGCUCUAUUUGAAAUAUUCAAAUCUUAAAUUGUAAAUGUUAUUCUGUAAAAGAAGGAACGCAUAGAUUGAAAGUGCCUUUACCAAACUAGCAGGUCUGUAUGUGAGAGUAACAAUAGGCCAGUUUGGGGAUCUGUAUAUGUAUAUUUUGUUUCCUAUAACAUGUUAUAGGUCAUUGUUCUCUCAUACAAGCUUGUAAAUCGGAGCUAGUGCAUCAUGAUGAAACGUUUACUUGAGUGUAAUAUAUGACUUUUACUGCCCAUAGUUGUUCGAAGAAACGUCUACAUUCCUUUACAUAUAUUAUCUACUGUUUCUUUAUAUCUGUUUUAUUAGUUAUUCAUUAUAAACGUGCUCCUAAUGUUUGUUAAGAAUUUUGGAAUUUUCGUUUUCUUCGAACGACUUCAACUACUGUCCAUUAAUAUUAUUGUCUAUGCUAGGAUGUAAAUAGAAAAAAAAUUACAAUAAAAUACAUGGACAUAAAAAUAAGUGGUAAUUAUUACUUUUGUUUAAAAUUCAAAUAUAUAGAAACAUUUUCAAAGUUUAUCUAAUGAUACAUUGUAUUAGACUGCAAUGAAAUUUGUUAGUAAAAGAGAGAGAGAGAGAGAGAGAAAGAGAGAGAGAGAGAGAGAGAGAGAGAGAGAGAGAGAGAGAUUUUUAGUAUUUUAUUAUAUCUCUCAUAUACAUUUUAUGAAACAAGAGAAUUUUAAAAACAAAUUGUAUGAAAUUGGUUUCAUCUAAUUGUCUGAAGGAACCAAUUGUCAUCACAAAUUUUAACUUUUGAUAAUACUAUUUAUCCAAGGAAAUGAAUGUUGUAAUCCAUGAUAUAAAAUUUUUUAUUUAUCCCCAAAUUUUUGUAAUCCAUAUCCUGUAGAAUGUCAAAAUCUGUCUUGCCUAUUAUACCUUAUACUGACAAAAGAUAUGAUAACUUUCAAGAGAAAUCAACAUCAAAAGUUAAGAAUCUUAUAAAAUUAUGGAAAUCUGCUAAUGUGAAGUUAAGUCUUCUUUGCAACCUUGACAAUAUUGAUGCUAUAAGUGUUUAUGGAAUAUCAAGAAAGAUUUUUUUUCGAUUACAAAAGUAUUAUAAUUAUAUAAGUUUGAAACUCUUGCCUUAUUCAAAUGAAAAGUGUUUUUCUGGAAAUAUAAAGCAAUGCUACAGACUUGAUAAAUGCCAACGAAACAAUCUUCAUCUUUUCACUAAACUACAUAGUUUAAAGAAGCAUACUAGACUUAUACAAAAUCAAAAAAAAAUAAGAUAUAUUAACCAUGAAAUAAGAAACAAUUAUUUGUCCAUUAAUAAAAAACAGAAUAACAAAGAAGAAAUAAAUAGUAAAAUUAAUUCAAAUUAUAACUAUACAUGGGAUUCUAAUGGAAUGCAGAAUUGUACAGUUACAACUACUUUCUUUCCUAAAAUUGAAAUGGAAAAAACUCUUCCAUUAUAUAAUAUUGUGGACUUAUUUGCAAACUUGAAUUUAGGUCAAGUAAAAAAUAAUACUAUUCCUGUUAAUGUGUAUGAAACAAACUAUGAAAAGGAUCUGGAUAAUACACACAAUGAUAAAUCAACUUUAUCCAAUAAUAUAAAUUCUAUGUGCAAAGUUAUGAUGGAAGAAUCAUUUCAUCAUCCUUUUACUGGUAAAUCAAAUGAAAUUAUACAAUUAUCCAAUUAUAAUUAUAUCAAUACGAAUUAUUCUAAUACACAAUGUAAAGUAAAUUUUAAUUCUGAAGAUAAUUUGAAAAACUUAAAGUAUUUGAUAAAUGAUAUAUCUGAUAUCCCACCUAAAGAAACUAUACAAGUACAUUCUGAAGAUGUUUCAUGCAAAACACGUUCUAUACAGUGGAGUACUGAAGUUGAUGUGAUUUAUUAUACUGGCGAUGCAAAUGGAGAUAAGGUAAUAUGGAGAGAAAUAGAGCCACUUCAUGAAGAAGCAUACCAACAGGCAAAUCAUAAUGAUCUUCAGAUAACACUGACAAAUAAAAAUAUAAUUUCUUCUAUGAAUAAUUAUCAGUCUUUUGAUUCUUAAGUUGGUACACUUACUAAAUCAAUUUGUAAAGAUCUAUAACGUAUUAUUAAAGACAAUAUUAUUAAAUAA
Vespula pensylvanica (western yellowjacket) is the source of this 4964-nucleotide messenger RNA. RefSeq names its product polycomb protein suz12-B (gene Su(z)12). The record is from RefSeq and is a predicted model, not a curated record. Gene Ontology annotation, cellular component: nucleus; ESC/E(Z) complex. The transcript has 12 exons. NCBI's taxonomy places the organism in Eukaryota, Metazoa, Arthropoda, Insecta, Hymenoptera, Vespidae. Bases 72 to 2216 code for a protein of 714 amino acids. Gene Ontology annotation, molecular function: chromatin DNA binding.